This is a messenger RNA of Podospora pseudocomata, 1398 nucleotides long. It is a transcript of the gene LEU2, whose product is annotated as 3-isopropylmalate dehydrogenase. Gene Ontology annotation, cellular component: cytosol. Gene Ontology annotation, molecular function: magnesium ion binding; NAD binding; 3-isopropylmalate dehydrogenase activity. The record is from RefSeq and is a predicted model, not a curated record. Gene Ontology annotation, biological process: L-leucine biosynthetic process. Bases 292 to 1398 code for a protein of 368 amino acids. NCBI's taxonomy places the organism in Eukaryota, Fungi, Ascomycota, Sordariomycetes, Sordariales, Podosporaceae. The transcript has 4 exons.
CGCCGACUUCGGAAGGCGGGGUCGGGGGAUUGGAAUUGGCGAUCAAGCUUUGGGGAGUUCCAAGUCAAAAGGGGCUGCUCGAACAUCAACCUGCUUUGGGAUGAUUUUUCCUCUGAAAGUUUUAUUUUAUCUAUUUUUGUUGUUUGGGUCUGUUGACAGUUGAUUCAACCCAAUCUACGUCAUAGCUGUUCUUGGGCUCUCUAUACACCUUUUUUUUGCUGCGCCCAAAACCCCGACGUUAUCCGACCCCGCUUCUUUUUCCCAGCUUUGAAAGUUUAAGGAAGAAUAAAAAUGGCGACUCACAAUAUUGUUGUUUUUGGGGGUGAUCACUGCGGUCCGGAGGUUGUUGCCGAGGCUGUCAAGGUCCUCAAGGCGAUUGAGACAAAUGUGCCGAGCGCGGGCAAGUUUAACUUGCAGGAGCACUUGUUGGGUGGUGCCUCCAUCACCGCCCACAACAGCGCCCUGACCGACGAAGCCCUCGCCGCCGCCAAGGUCGCCGAUGCCAUCCUCCUCGGCGCCAUCGGUGGUCCCGAAUGGGGCCCUUCCUCCCCCGUCCGUCCCGAAGAGGGUAUCCUCAAGCUCCGCAAGGAGCUCGGCACCUACGGCAACCUCCGCCCAUGCAACUUCGCCUCCGAGUCCCUCGUCGAUUCCUCCCCUCUCAAAGCCGAGGUCUGCCGCGGCACUGACUUCAUCGUCGUCCGUGAGUUGACCGGCGGUAUCUACUUUGGUGACCGCAAGGAGGACGACGGUUCCGGUUUCGCCAUGGACACCGAGCCCUACUCCCGCCCCGAGAUUGAGCGCAUCGCCCGUCUGGCUGGUUUCUUGGCUCUGGGCCAGAACCCCCCGGCCAAGGUCUGGAGUUUGGACAAGGCCAACGUUUUGGCCACGAGCAGACUGUGGAGAAAGGUUGUGACGGAGGUGUUUGAGAAGGAGUUCCCUCAGCUGUCGGUGAACCACCAGCUGAUUGACUCUGCGGCUAUGUUGAUGGUCAAGAACCCGAGGGCGCUGAACGGUGUGGUGAUCACCAGCAACUUGUUUGGUGAUAUUAUUAGCGAUGAGGCGUCGGUUAUUCCGGGUUCGAUUGGGCUUUUGCCUAGUGCUUCGUUGGGUGGUAUUCCUGAUGGGAAGGGCAAGUGCAAUGGUAUUUAUGAGCCUAUUCACGGCUCUGCUCCCGACAUCUCUGGCAAGGGCAUUGUCAACCCCGUUGGCACCAUCCUCUCCGUUGCCAUGAUGCUCAAGUACUCUCUCAACCUGCCCAAAGAGGCUGCUGCUGUUGAGGCUGCUGUUAAGCUGGCUAUCGACAACGGUGUCCGUACCAAGGAUCUGGGUGGCUCGGCUAGCACAACUGACAUGGGUGAUGCCGUUGUUGCUGAGCUCGUCAAACUCCUCAAGGCUUAG